UAUUUUCACUAUCUACACAAACUUAAAAAUAUUAAAGCAAGAUUUAGUAUGAAAAUUUUACAAAUAAAUAAAGAUCUAAAUAGAGUUCAAACCCCCUCCACCGCUUUAUGUUCUCUCUUUCUAUAACACCAACAACUAACAACCAACUUUGUCACCUCUCUCGUUCUCCCUGCUUAGAUAACACUCUCUCGCGAGUCGCGAUGCUCUUAGCUCUCUCUUAUUUCCAUCGAUGGAUGCAGAAACGGUAGAUCUACUCAAUCUCUAUCCAACAGGACAAGACCCACUUUCCCUUAUUCCUCCAUCUCUUUCAAUUUCCCUGCACGUGCGAAUCUAUUCGCAAAUUGCACACUAACCUUUUCCCUUUCCCUUUUCCUUUUGCUUUUCGUAUUUGUAGAGUUGGGGUUGUAGAUAAUGGGAGGGGCAGGAAUUUGAGGGGAAGCGAAAACAAAAUCAGAUUUUGAUUAGUGUGGGGUUCGAGAAAGUGGCGAAAAUGAACUUGGGUGCAGCCGAGGAAGAAGAAUCGGCUGCACAAGUUCGUGUUCCUGCGGAAAUCGAUUGGCACAAACUCGAUAAAUCCAAGUUUUUCUGCCUCGGUGCAGCCCUUUUCUCUGGGGUUUCCGCGACCCUUUACCCUGUUGUUGUGUUGAAAACGCGUCAACAAGUUUUUCCGUCUCAAAUUUCUUGCAUCAAAACCGCGUUUUCAUUGAUUAGACUUGAGGGUUUAAGGGCACUGUAUAGAGGGUUUGGUACUUCUUUGAUGGGUACAAUCCCUGCUAGGGCUUUGUACAUGGCUGCACUUGAGAUCACCAAGAGUAGCGUAGGCACUGCUACCCUUAAGUUUGGGGUAGCUGAACCUACUGCUGCCACUGUUGCCAAUGGUGCUGCUGGGUUAAGUGCAGCCAUGGCAGCUCAGCUUGUGUGGACCCCAGUUGAUGUUGUGAGUCAGAGGUUGAUGGUUCAAGGUGUCUCUAAUUCUUCUAAGUCAUCAAAUCAAUAUAUGAAUGGGAUUGAUGCCUUUAGGAAAAUUCUUAAGAAAGAUGGUGCUAAGGGGUUGUAUAGGGGUUUUGGGAUAUCAAUUUUGACCUAUGCACCUUCCAAUGCUGUUUGGUGGGCUUCAUAUUCUGUGGCACAGAGAAUGGUUUGGGGUGGGGUUGGGUGGUGCUUGUGCAAGAAAGGUUGUGGUGGUGAGGGUGAAUUGAGGCCAGAUUCUAAGACAGUGAUGGCUGUUCAGGGAGUGAGUGCAGCAAUGGCUGGUGGCAUGUCUGCUUUGAUUACUAUGCCAUUGGAUACCAUCAAGACAAGGCUGCAGGUGUUGGAUGGGGAUGAGAACGGGCGUCGUGGACCUACAGUUAUGCAGACAGUGAGGAAGUUGGUUAGGGAGGGUGGUUGGAUGGCUUGUUAUAGAGGGUUGGGACCUAGAUGGGCUUCAAUGUCAAUGUCUGCGACAACUAUGAUCACUACAUAUGAGUUCCUUAAACGACUUUCCAUGAAAAAUCAAGAGGUUUUGACUUGAUGAAGGAUAGAAUUUAAUAACAACAAAAAACAGAGAAAGGAGAAGGGGUUUUCUCCUUUCUUUUGUAUAAAUCAUGUCCUUACUUUCUUUCCAAUUGUCCCUUUUUUUUUCUGGCUUCUUUCACUUUUCCUGAAUGGGAUGACUGCUUGAUCAAUGUAAAGCUAUUGUAACUUGUAAGUCACCUUAUGUGUAUAUUUUGAAAAUAAAUAAAAAUUCAUUCUAACACAGUUAUAUU
This is a messenger RNA of Glycine soja, 1748 nucleotides long. Its product is annotated as solute carrier family 25 member 44-like. Bases 491 to 1513 code for a protein of 340 amino acids. The transcript has a single exon. The record is from RefSeq and is a predicted model, not a curated record. NCBI's taxonomy places the organism in Eukaryota, Viridiplantae, Streptophyta, Magnoliopsida, Fabales, Fabaceae.